AUGGUACUGAUGUCUUCGAAAAAUGUUGAGCAAAAGGUUUUCGCUCAACUCUUUGUCACUGUUGUUCUUUACACUUUAAUGUUUAUAUUCUAUGAAGCGGUUGUAUUUUUGAAUGGUAUUCUUGAAGAUUGGAUUGUUGUUAACCUGAUAUCAGUUGUGAAUAUUAUCAAUUACUUGCCAGAAAUCUCACUUCCACUGAUGCUUAUGAUUUCAGCUUUGAAAUUUAUGAAGAAAUUUCCGAAGAGCACAUCUGUUUCAACUUCAAGUCCAUGA
Caenorhabditis angaria is the source of this 273-nucleotide messenger RNA. Lineage: Eukaryota; Metazoa; Nematoda; Chromadorea; Rhabditida; Rhabditidae. The record is from the annotation of a GenBank genome assembly.